UGUUUAUUUUUUCUCCUAUUUUGACAACCAUUUUUUAAAGGUUAUAUUUUUAAUAAUAUUGAGGUGGCAUGUAGGUAAUUAGUAAAGUUUGGGGACAUGCUGUGCUAUUACAAAUAUCAAGCUUAUACUUACUUAAAUCGCCCACACUCGUCCAUCUUUGAAAUGUUAUGAAAUUGAAUUUAAAUAUAAAUUUAUUCCAUCAUGAUUGCCGUACAGAAUUAUUCUGUACUUUUAGUGUGUUUCUUUAUUGCUAUAAUUUCUAGUGAUCAGAACACUACUGCUUUUACUGGUAAUUCAACUGGAAAUAAGGAUUUAUAUAUUGAAGCCGAGAAUGUUAGAAAAGUAAAUAAAUCAAUGCAAAUGCAAACUUCCAAGCAAGUUGUGUCGUCAACUUUGGGAACACAUAUGGGAAGAGAACAUGUAAUGAUAUCCCCUAAUCCUAACAUAAUUACUACAACAAACAGCACAGUACAAGCUAAUUCUGAACCUGUAAAACCUGUUCACGAGGGUGCACGCCCUAUUGCAGAUCUCGAUAUAGCACCAAAACAAGACGACGACAAGCCCAGUGUGCCAAAAAAAAGUGUCAAGUUUGUUGAUGUAGAACCACCAACUAAUGUUUCCACAAAUUUAAGUAACAAGAAAAUUGAUACCAAUUCCAGUGGAUUAGACAGUAACUUGAAAAAAGUUUUUAAUAUAACUGAAACCGUUCCAAAAACUAAUGCUUCCAUUGUAAUUCACAAAAGCAAGAAGCCUUUAGUGACAGAAUCUGAUAGUGAUUAUAUUGAUCUAUCAAGCCCAGAAGAAAAUGUUAUAAGUGCCGAUCAAAUUGAUCCCCUAUUGUCCAAAAAACAAAGUAAACGUUCCGAUUAUAUUGUGCCAAUUGUGGUUGUUAUUUUGUCUGUGCCCCUGGUGGCAAUAGCAUUAUCUUUUGUCUAUAAACGCGUUGCUUAUUGGUGGCAGCAUAGAAAUUAUAAGAGAAUGGACUUUCUUAUUGAAGGAAUGUAUCAUAACUGAUUAUCUAUUAUUUAGAAAAAUACCAUAGGACCAAAAUUAAUAGCGCUGAUUUUUGCAUAGAAAUGCCAGUCUAUGAUAAUUUUAAGUAUUAUUUUUAUUGAAAGUUAUUAACUUCGAUCAAAAUUUCAAAGGUCACUUUGACGCUUUUUUCUUUUGAUUACUUUUUGAAAGAUUAUUUUAAUUUUAGAAUAACCUUUAUACAUACAUGUUUAUUGUUUUCAUAUUUUAUAAUGUUGACCCAAAGAUAAUUAAUAUCUAACUAUAUUGUUGACUACUUACUACUUUUUUAUGAUAAGGCAUUUAUUUUCGCAAUAUAUAAAAGUGUAUAUUUUAUAAAUAUUUAUAUAUUUGUUGAAUGCAGUGAUAAAAGGUAUAAAAUAUUUUUUCUGGAAGUUUACCAAUCUAAACAUAAGUGCCUUAGAGCAAUAAUCUUGUUGUGAUACAUUUUCAAUACCUAGGGAUACAUGUAUUUUUCUAUGUGUAGAAUAAAAACUGCUUUGU
Sitophilus oryzae (rice weevil) is the source of this 1515-nucleotide messenger RNA. RefSeq lists its product as uncharacterized. Bases 202 to 1014 code for a protein of 270 amino acids. The transcript is spliced from 2 exons. Lineage: Eukaryota; Metazoa; Arthropoda; Insecta; Coleoptera; Curculionidae. The record is from RefSeq and is a predicted model, not a curated record.